AUGUCUGGCAGGGACCCUGAGGACUUUGGAGCAGAAAUCCUCUCAGAAAAGUCUCGGAUGAUCCCUGGGCUCCCCCUGUAUGACAUGGAUGACCAGCUCCUUCCCAGGGAGCCCCGCAGCCCCUGGUGCUGCCUGGCGUGGACCCUGGUGAUAGGAACCAUGAACUCCCUGGUCUUCCUCCUUAAUUUGCUCCUGAUGUUUGUUAUUUUCACCAUUGUGCUGCUUCCUACCAUUGUGGUGGUUUACUUUGGCUUCCAGUGCCACUCCCAGGUGCUGCACUCCUCUGCCCGCUACUGCAAGAGCAUUUUGGAUGACAACAGCUCCUCUGCCCUCAUCAUCCUGGGCUUUGUCAUCAUGUCCCCGCUGCUGGUGGUGGCCAUGGCCAUUUACUGCAGCCUGGCACGGCGCCUGCAGCUCCUCGUGUGCUUCCAGCCCUACAGCCUGGCCCUCUACAAGGGGGGCCGCUGGUGCUGUGCCAGGGGCCGCAACACCCAGCUCAAGGCCUGGGUGUGA
Messenger RNA from Poecile atricapillus (Black-capped chickadee), 513 nucleotides. It is a transcript of the gene TMEM278, whose product is annotated as transmembrane protein 88B. Gene Ontology annotation, molecular function: PDZ domain binding. The coding region runs from base 1 to 513 and encodes 170 amino acids. Gene Ontology annotation, cellular component: plasma membrane. NCBI's taxonomy places the organism in Eukaryota, Metazoa, Chordata, Aves, Passeriformes, Paridae. The record is from RefSeq and is a predicted model, not a curated record. The transcript is spliced from 2 exons.